Molecule: messenger RNA, 1704 nt
Organism: Priceomyces carsonii
Lineage: Eukaryota; Fungi; Ascomycota; Pichiomycetes; Serinales; Debaryomycetaceae
Gene: BRF1
Product: transcription factor TFIIIB subunit
Exons: 1
Coding region: 1-1704 (567 amino acids)
Biological process (GO): transcription preinitiation complex assembly; transcription by RNA polymerase III; DNA-templated transcription initiation
Cellular component (GO): nucleus; transcription factor TFIIIB complex; transcription preinitiation complex
Molecular function (GO): RNA polymerase III type 3 promoter sequence-specific DNA binding; RNA polymerase III general transcription initiation factor activity; TBP-class protein binding
Source: RefSeq, a predicted model, not a curated record
AUGAGAACAGGAAAUCCUAAUUCUUGCAAGAACUGUGGCCAUACGAACCUCACCGUAGAUAAGUUCACUUCUGCGGCUUCAGAGGUUGCUUGUUCAAGAUGUGGCACAGUUCAAGUUGAGAAUCCUAUUGUGAGCGAAGUGCAAUUUGCAGAAUCAAGCACGGGCGCCGCCAUGGUUCAAGGUGCUAUGGUUGGAGCUGAUCAAUCUAGGGCAACUUUCAGUAAUAGACAUAAUGCUAUGGAGAGUAGAGAACAAACAUUUGAGAAUGGAAAAAGAAAAAUAAAGAGAAUUGCAGCAGCAUUGAAGAUCCCGGAAUAUAUUUCGGAUUCUGCUAUCGAAUGGUUCAAGCUAGCCCUAACGAACAACUUCGUGCAAGGAAGAAGGUCCCAGAAUGUCUUGGCAUCUUGCUUGUAUGUUGCUUGUAGAAAGGAGAAGACUCAUCAUAUGUUGAUCGAUUUUAGUUCAAGAUUGCAGAUUUCAGUUUAUUCUCUUGGGGCCACAUUCUUGAAGAUGGUCAAGACUUUACAUAUAACGUCUUUACCCUUGGCAGAUCCUUCAUUAUUCAUCCAGCAUUUUGCGGAGAAGCUUGAUUUUAAAGAACAUAAUGGAAAAGUCAUUAAGGAUGCAGUGAAGUUAGCUCAAAGAAUGGCCAACGACUGGAUACAUGAAGGAAGGCGCCCCGCUGGUGUAGCGGGAGCGUGUGUUCUUUUGGCAGCAAGAAUGAACAAUAUAAGGAGAAGCCACGCAGAGAUUGUUGCAGUUGCUCAUGUAGCUGAGGAGACCUUACAAAGAAGAUUAAACGAGUUUAAAAAAACGAAGUCUGGAGCACUCUCCGUUCAAUCUUUCAGGGAAUCUUUGAGGACCGAAACUUCUAAUCCACCUUCUUUUGACAAAAAUCGUGAACUUGAGCAAAAGCUAGCACAACAGCUUAAAAAUAAAGAGCACAGUUUACAGCAUAUCAGAGAGCCUACCCUAGCGACUGAUGAAGACAAUUCAGAAGAGGCAAGGGUAUUGCGCCAACAGCAAAGAAAAGAUAAGCUUUUGCGAUCAAUAUUAAAGGACUGUGAUUUGUCCGAGAAAGAAAUAUCUGAACUGUUGUCUCGCAUAAUACAGAAUCAAAGGAAGAGUUUAGAGAGCUCAAUGUAUUUGACGCCAUCGGAAAUUAAGAAUAUCACUAACUCUUUGGACAAAAUAGAUAUGGAUAGACCGCGAAACUUGGUUAAAAACUUACCAAAAACUCAAGACUUAUUAAAUAAGAUUUCGUCUGACCCUAAUAAUUUUGACGAUCUCGAUGAUGAAGAAUUGGAGGAAUUUAAACUAUCCUCGGAAGAAUACAAGCUCAAGGAGAGAUUAUGGACGGGAUUAAACCACGACUUCUUGAUUGCUCAGGAGAAGAAGAGGUUAAAAAAAGAGGCUGACGAAUUGACAGGAAAUACAUCGGGUACAACUCGUAAGAAGAGACGAACAACAAAGAAUGAUGGAUUGUCAAGUGUAGUCGACCUCGGUGGAGACCUUGCGAACGAAAUAGGACUUAACAGUGCUUUAGCAAACAUCGGUGUUGACGAAAGUACCGGAGAGCCUUUGACUGCUGCUGAUAGUGCUAAGAUCAUGCUCUCCAAAAAGCCUUUUUCAAAAAAAAUCAAUUAUGCCACAUUAGGGGAGCUCUUUCAUGAUACUUCAAAAGUCGGUCAAUCCAGUGCUUAA